Molecule: messenger RNA, 8371 nt
Organism: Loxodonta africana (African savanna elephant)
Lineage: Eukaryota; Metazoa; Chordata; Mammalia; Proboscidea; Elephantidae
Gene: CCDC88C
Product: coiled-coil domain containing 88C
Exons: 30
Coding region: 100-6174 (2024 amino acids)
Biological process (GO): cytoskeleton-dependent intracellular transport; cytoplasmic microtubule organization
Cellular component (GO): cytoplasm; centrosome
Molecular function (GO): dynein light intermediate chain binding; microtubule binding
Source: RefSeq, a predicted model, not a curated record
CGUGAGCCGCCGCAGCCCCGCGCCCGCCGCUGGGGCUGGAGCUUUGUGCCGCGGCGCGGGGAAGGGACGCGGGGCCGGAGUCGGCGGGCCGGCCUCAGUAUGGACGUGACCGUGUCGGAGCUCAUGGAGCUCUUCCUGCAGAGCCCGCUGGUGACCUGGGUGAAAACUUUUGGCCCGUUCGGAAGCGGCAACCAGGACAAUCUGACCAUGUACAUGGAUUUAGUGGACGGCAUCUUUUUGAACCAGAUCAUGUUGCAAAUAGAUCCCAGGCCGACAAACCAGCGCAUCAACAAGCACGUCAACAACGACGUGAACCUUCGCAUUCAGAACCUGACCAUCUUGGUGAGGAACAUUAAGACCUACUACCAGGAAGUUCUGCAGCAGCUGAUCGUAAUGAAUCUGCCCAAUGUUUUGAUGAUCGGCAAAGACCCGCUGUCUGGGAAAAGCAUGGAGGAAAUCAAGAAGGUGCUGCUGCUGGUGCUGGGCUGUGCUGUCCAGUGUGAGAGGAAAGAGGAGUUUAUUGAAAGGAUCAAACAGCUGGACAUUGAGACGCAGGCUGGAAUCGUGGCCCACAUUCAGGAGGUGACCCACAACCAGGAGAACGUGUUUGACUUGCAAUGGCUGGAGCUCCCCGACAUGGCUCCAGAGGAGCUGGAGGCCCUCUCGCGGAACAUGGUGUUUCACCUCCGGAGGCUUAUUGACGAGCGGGACGAGUGCUCCGAGCUGAUCGUCGACCUCACUCAGGAGCGGGACUACCUCCAGACGCAGCAUCCGCCCAGCCCCCUCCAGUCCUCCAGUGUCGACUCCACCCCCAGCCCCACCAGCAGCCUCUCCAGUGAAGACAAGCAGCACCUGGCGGUGGAGCUGGCCGACACCAAGGCCAGGCUGCGGCGUGUCCGGCAGGAGCUGGAGGAGAAGACGGAGCAACUUGUGGACGCCAGACACGAAGUGGACCAGCUGGCACUGGAGCUGCAGAAAGUCAAGCAGGAGAACGUCCAGCUCGCGGCGGAUGCCCGGUCUGCACGUGCCUACCGUGAUGAGCUGGACUCCCUGAGGGAGAAGGCGAACCGUGUGGAGCGGCUGGAGAUGGAGCUGGUGCGCUGCCGGGAGAAGCUGCACGAUGUGGAUUUCUACAAGGCGCGCAUGGAGGAGCUGAGAGAAGAUAACAUCAUUUUAAUUGAAACCAAAGCCAUGCUGGAGGAGCAGCUGACCGCGGCCCGGGCCCGCAGCGAUAAAGUCCACGAGCUGGAGAAGGAGAACCUGCAGCUGAAGUCAAAACUGCACGACCUGGAGUUGGACAGGGACACCGACAAGAAGCGGAUUGAGGAGCUGCUGGAAGAGAACAUGGUCCUGGAGAUUGCACAGAAGCAGAGCAUGAACGAAUCCGCACACCUCGGCUGGGAGCUGGAGCAGCUGUCCAAGAAUGCGGACCUGUCCGAUGCCUCCAGGAAGUCAUUUGUGUUUGAGCUGAACGAGUGCGCCUCCAGCCGCAUCCUGAAGCUGGAGAAGGAGAACCAGAGCCUGCAGAGCACCAUCGAGGGGUUGCGGGAUGCGUCCCUGGCGCUGGAGGAGAGCAGCCUCAAGUGCGGGGAGCUGGAGAAGGAGAACCAGCAGCUCAGCAAGAAGAUUGAAAAGUUACAGACCCAGCUGGAGAGAGAGAAGCAGAGCAAUCAAGAUCUGGAGAUCCUGAGUGAGGAGCUGAUCAAAGAGAAGGAGCAGCUGCAGGGCGACAUGGAGGUGUUGAAGGCGGGCAGAGCCAGGCAGAUCAAGGACCUCGAGCAGGAAAGGGAUCAUCUCAACCAAGUGGUGUGGUCGCUGCGGGAGAGGUCACAGGUCAGCAGCGACGCCCGCGUGAAAGAUGUUGAAAAGGAGAACAAAGUCCUCCACCAGACGGUGACAGAGACCAGCAGCAAGCUCAGCCGGCUGGAAUUUGAGAAGCAGCAGCUGCACAAGGACUUGGAGCAAGCGAGGGAGAAGGUGGAGCGAGCAGAGGAGCUGGAGAAGGAGCUGCACCGGCUGGAGAAGGAGAACGAGAGGUUGGCCAAGAAGACAGCCUCCCUGAAGACGGUCUCUGAGAAGGCAGACGCCCUAGAGCACGAGAGCCGGGGCUUGGAGUUGGAGAACCGGAAACUGAGGAAGUCUCUGGACACCCUGCAGAACGUGUCGGUGCAGCUUGAGGGUCUGGAGCGGGACAACAAGCAGCUGGAUGAGGAGAACCUGGAGCUGCGCAAGAUGGUGGAGACCCUGCGCUUCACCAGCGCUAAGGUGGCGCAGAUGGAGAGGGAGAAUCAGGAGCUGGAGCGGGAGAAGGAGGAGCUGAGGAAGAACGUGGAGCUGCUGAAGACCCUGGGCAAGAAGUCGGAGCGCCUGGAGCUCAGCUACCAGGGCGUGAGCGCCGAGAACCUGCGGCUGCAACAGACCCUGGAAAGCAGCAGCCAGAAGUCACAGGCCCUGGAGAGGGAACUCCAGGAGCUGGAGGCGGAGAACCAGGCCCUGCAGCGAGACCUGGAGGCCCUGCGACUCUCCAACAAGCAGCUGGAGAGGAUUGAGCAGGACAAGAAGGGCCUGGAGCAGGAGGUUGCCCAGCUUGAAAAAGAUAAGAAGUUGCUGGAGAAGGAGGCUAAGCGGCUGUGGCAGCAAGUAGAACUGAAGGAUGCCGUCCUGGAUGACAGCACUGCGAAGUUGUCUGCGGCUGAGAGGGAGAGCCGUGCCCUGGACAAGGAGCUGGCCCGCUGUCGGGACGCGGCCAGCAAGUUGAAGGAACUGGAGAAGGACAACAGGGACCUCACCAAGCAGGUCACCAUGCACACGAGGACACUGACGACCUUGAGAGAGGACCUGGUGCUGGAGAAGCUGAAGAGCCAGCAGCUGACCAGUGAGCUGGACAAGCUGAGCCAGGAACUGGAGAAGGCUGGCCUCAGCAAAGAGCUACUGCUGCAGGAGGAUGGCCCCAACCAUGACACAAAAUACAAGAUUUUGGAGGGCAGAAAUGAAACAGCAUUAAAAACGACACUAGCCAUGAAAGAAGAAAAAAUUGUUUUCUUAGAAGCCCAGGUGGAAGAGAAAGUGAGCCUCAAUCACCAGCUACAGAAUGAGCUCCAGAUGGUGAAGAAGGAGUGUGAGCUGCUCAGGCAGAACCAGGAUGAGGGCAAGCACUUACAGAACUCCUUCAAACACCCCGUGGGGAAGCUGGCUGCCAGUCAGCAGGGCCAGGAGACCUGGGGGCCCAGCCACAAGGAAGCCACAAUGGAGCUGCUGCGAGUGAAGGACCGGGCCAUUGAGCUGGAGCGGAAUAAUGCAGCGCUGCAGGCGGAGAGGCAGCUGCUCAAGGAACAGCUGCAGCACUUGGAGUCCCAGAACGUGGCCUUCAGCAGUCAGAUCCUGACGCUACAAAAGCAGAGUGCCUUCCUGCAGGAACACAACACCACGCUGCAGACCCAGACCGCCAAGCUGCAGGUGGAGAAUUCCACGCUGAGCUCCCAGAGUGCCUCACUCACUGCACAGUACACACUGCUCCAGAACCAGCAGACGGCCAAGGAGACGGAGAUGGAGAACCUGCAGAAGCAGCAGGAGCAGCUGGCGACGGCCUACGAGGCCCUGCUGCAGGACCACGAGCGUCUGGGCGCCCUCCACGAGCACCAGUCCGCCGAGUACGAGGCCCUUAUCCACCAGCACAGCUGCUUGAAGACGCUGCAUAGGAACCUGGAGCUGGAGCACAAGGAACUAGGGGAGAGGCACAGCGACAUACUGAAGCACAAGGCGGAGCUGGACGAGCUGGAGAAGGUCCUGAAGACGGAGAGGGAGGCUCUUCAGCAGGAGCAGAGGACAAAUGCCAUCGCUGCGGAUGAGAACCAGAGACUGCAGGGAGAGCUGGACAGAGUCAGUUUCCUGCACCACCAGCUGAAGGAGGAGUAUGAGGAGCUGCACGCCCACACCAAGGAGCUGAAAACCUCGCUCAACAACUCGCAGCUGGAGCUGAACCGCUGGCAGGCCCGCUUCGAUGAGCUCAAGGAGCAGCACCAGAGCAUGGACAUCUCGCUGACCAAGCUGGACACGCGCUGCGAGCUGCUCUCCCGUCUCAAGGGGAACUUGGAGGAAGAAAACCAUCACCUCUUGAGCCAGAUCCAGCUGUUGAGCCAGCAGAACCAGAUGCUUCUGGAGCAGAACAUGGAGAGUAAAGAGCAGUACCAUGAGGAGCAGAAGCAGUACAUAGACAAAUUAAAUGCCUUACGAAGACAUAAGGAAAAACUGGAAGAAAAAAUCAUGGACCAGUACAAGUUCUAUGAUCCUGCUCCAAAGAAGAAAAACCACUGGAUUGGAGCCAAAGCCUUAGUCAAAUUCAUCAAACCAAAGAAAGAGGGGUCUAGAGAACGGUUAAAAUCAACCGCAGACAGCCCUCCCUGGCAGCUGGAGUCCUCAGACCCGAUCUCGCCGUCUGCUUCUCAGCCUCUCAGGUCACAGCCGGAGAACCCAGAGACUGUCCCCUUGGGAUCAAACUGUGCAGAAGAGCGAGAUGCUCACAACGGGCCUGUGGGAAAAGGCCCUGGGGAUCCAAAACCAAAGCGAGGGUCCCCACAUGGAGGCAGCCUGGACCGCACAGAUGCUCCCACCGACCCAGCUGUGAAGUCCUGGCCUUCAGAGCUGGGCACCCGGAUCUGUGCCACCUCAGCCAUCACUACAACCCCUUCCAGCUCCACCCCCAUCUCCCGGCACCCAGGCCGCAUCAAGGGCUGUAACACAGAUGACAACCUCUGUGAGUCAUCCCUGGGGCUCGAGUUCACCAGCCACAGGCAGUACGUGUCCCGGCCAAGUAGCUUAGAGAGCAGUAGAAAUACAUCCAGCAACAGCUCACCGCUUAACCUAAAAGGUUCCUCCGACCAGCUCCACGGCAGGUCCGAGAGCUUCAGCAGCGAAGACCUGAUCCCCAGCAGGGACACAGCCACCCCCCGCGAGGCCGGCACCCCAGGACGCCCCACCCUCUGCCGCCAUGAGUACCCUCCACCCCGGAAUGGGCCACUCCCGCAGGAGGGUGCCCAGAAGAGGGGUGCCACCCAGCCACCGACUGGAGGGCGGCCCCGCUCUGCCUCUCCAAGCAGCGAGAUGGUCACCCUGGAGGAGUUUCUGGAGGAGAGCAACCGCAGCUCCCCGACCCAUGACACUCCCAGUUCCCGGGAUGAGCUGCUAUGUGACUACUUCAGGAAGGCCAAUGACCCCCCAACCAUUGGCGGCCAGCCAGGAUCUCUGGCCAGGAAAGACGGGGCCAAGAUGCCUACCAGCUUUGUGGCCCCCACCAUCAAGAUGGCCAUCAGCAUCUCUGAGGGGAGGCUGCUGAAGCCCGGGCAGUAUGUGAGGCCAAACUUCAGAGCAGCUGAGGCUGAAGCCCUGUCCAGUGCCUCUCCGAGGCAGGGCCAGCCACCCCAGAGCCUGUCUUUGGGCAGACCCCGGCAGGCCACAAUGCCCCUGACUGCUCACACACCUGCCCACAUACCUGCCAGCCGGAGUGCGUCCCUGAGCCGGGCCUUCAGCCUGGCCUCAGCUGACCUCCUGCGGGCCAGCGGGCCAGAGGCCUGCAAACAAGAAUGCCCUCAGAAACCAGGGGGCCCAGAGGCCUUGGCGAGCAGAGAGGCAGGCAGCCACCCCCUGCAAAGCCCCACACCCCCUGGCACCCAUGGCCUGGCCCAGGAGCGCACCCUGCUUGUGGGAAAGGCUGGCAGCUCUUGUCAGGGCCCAGCCCCCCGCAGCCGGCCUCUGGACGUGAGGCGCUUCUCGCUGGCCCCCCCAAAGGAGGAAAGGCUGGCCCCACUGCAGCAGUCAGCCACAGCCUCGGCCAUUGCAACUGGCAGUGGUGGCAGCAGCACCCAGUUCCAGCACUUCUCACCUGCAGCAGCCCCAGCUGCCAGGACUAAGCCCAAAACACCCCCACACUCAGGGGAAGUGGCCACCAUCACCCCUGUCCAGGCAGGGCUUAGCCUUUCAGAGGGGGACGGGCUCCCAGCACAGGGCUACAUCGAAGGGCCCCCUGCCAAAAGCCCAGGGCGGUCUCCCGACUUCGCUCCCCAUCCUGGCCGGGGCCCAGAGGACUUCAGCCGAGGGGGCAGCUCCAGGAGCACACCGGUGUCCCCAGAGCUGGGCGGGGACCAGCAGACGGUGUGGUAUGAGUAUGGCUGUGUGUGACUUGACUCGCCUUCGGGACCAGCAGCUCCCAACCUUAGGACGACUGAAUGCACACCAUCUGAUCCUACUGGCUCUUUUUUCUCUUUGCCUGUGGUGCCGUGAAAGGGUUUAGAAUGGGGAAAAGGGGCUUUCACACAUUUCUCCUGUUCAUCUUUUUAAUGAAAACACUGUGCCAAGCCCGAACAGGAUUGCACUCCUAGAUGUACAGCAUGGCUUCCGUAUCUCUGGCUCCAAGGAACUGAUCCUUUUUGAACAAAUCCACAUCCCUAUCAGGACCAUAGAAUACAGUGAUGACACUGACUUUACCCUACAGCAGACACUAGCCUAACAUGCCCGAGAGAACACUCAUUUGCAACUUGCUGACCUCCAGUAAAGCAUGCACACAUAUGUGCGUGUGCACACACACACACAAGCCACAAGGCUGAGCCCUAGUGGGUCUGGAAACUCCCCUCUCUCUCCGCCUCCCAAAAGCCACUCGAUCCCAGCAGAAAACCCAAACAGACCCAACUACAAAGAUCUCCAGAGCCUGGGGCAGACCCCAGAGUUGGGCUUGCUUUUAAAAGCAGAGUUGUGCAUUCUCAUUCCUGGGACCCCAAGCACUUGCAGGCAGGUAGAGGGUGGGGUGGUUUGGGGUCCCCCCACCAGUGGCUCCUGUGCUCUACAAGACAGGCUUGGGGGCUACACAGGGACCUACCUUCUCAGGUUUCCCUGCUCACUUUUCUGUAAACACUGGACUUGCUAGGGAUGGGGCAGAGAAGCCCCCGGCCUGCUCCCUGGCAGUGUACAUAGUGUACAGAGAGGAAGCGUGUCCAGGGGGUGCAUGUUGGAUCUGAAACAUGGGCUGCAGCACCACUCUGUCCCCUUGUCUCAGAAAGGAUAUUGAUUUAUUAUUCCUGAAUAAUUUUGGGGGUAGAAACCAAAUUUCUUUUAAUAUAUUACAUACAUACACACACCCACACACUCAUGUGAAAUAUAUACUUUGGGGGGGAUCUAUUUAUGUUCCAUUCAGAGUCAUUCUUUUCUACCAGGAAUCUUAUCUGCUGCUUUGUGUAUAUGGUCAGAUUCCUGGCAAAUUUUGUCUUUUUAGUAAAGGUGCUUUUCUUGGGAUGAACUAAGCCCAUUGACUUUUUUUUAAUGUUAACAAGGUCAGUUUUAGGAGUGCUUUGGGUUGUGUCUUGAAUAGCCAUCAGUUUAUGGAACACAAGGACCUGAUUGUAAUAAAAUGAAACGAAAUAGAAGCUGAGUCCUAGUCUUCCUCACUGCAUGUUAUUAGCAGUGUUAAAUAGGCUGAUGAGGAGUUUCUGGGGAUCUCUGCUUCAGCACCCCAAAGCAUCUUCCUGGGCUGUCAGAGCCCACGGCUUGCUUUGCCAAUAGGUUAUAUGAAGCUGUUAUACAACCAGCCAGAGACAUGCGAAGAACAAAGAUGUCCUGUUUAUUAUACAACAGCUUUUUUCCAGAGUUGCAUCCACUUUUAACUGAUAAAAAUUGAAUCCCAUAUUGAGGAGGUGGGGCCAACAUGGCGCUAUAGACAAAUACUGUGCCGUCCCUUUGCAUCAAAAACCCAAAAAACUAAUAUACAAAUGUCAGUCCUGAAACCCUAAGUGUCAAAUGAAGGGAUAAAGAACUCGAUCAAACACUGAAUGGGAUCAGCAUCAGCCAGAUACCAACCUAGGUAAUGAACUCUCAAGGAUAAAACAAAACUAAAAGAUUUGCAAUAGGGAACCAGAGACAUCAAUCUGUAAAUGACGUCAGAACAAUAAAAAAUAUAGGUGUAGAUCUUCCAAAUGGAGAGGAAGUCAAGGUGAUAUCAAGUAAUAAAAGACUGGUUUAAACUUAGGAAGCUGGGGUAAACUUCAAGAUAACCACAAAAAAAGUUAACAAACCUACUCAUCAAAUAAAAACAAUCUAAGUAAACAGAAUCUACAAAAAUGAAAGAAAAAACCCACAAAAGACAUUCAGCACAGGAGAGUAAGAGGAACAAAGAAAAUGUCAUUCCCACAAAACUGCAAAAUGACAGCAAUAAACUCACACCUAUCAAUAAUCGCGCUGAAUGUAAAUGGCUUGAAUGUACGCAUAAAGAGAGUGACAGAAUGGAUAAACAGAACCCAUCAAUAUGCUGUCUACAAAGAGACACCUUAGAAACAAAGACAAAUAUUAAAAAUCAAAUGAUGGAAAAAAAAAAACCUAAAAAGCAGGA